AUGAAUCAUGUCAUCAUAUGUUUCCUUUUGCUAAUUCAUUAUGGUACAAGUGCGAUAGGUACAGAAGCGCCGGGAAAAAGUUCUGACAAUGUUAAUAACUCGUACGACGAAAACGAAAUUGAUGAAAAAUGGAGGUUAUACCAGUUGGAGACGAACCCAUUUAUAGAUUUGAGGCAUCCGAAUUUCAAUGGGGACUUCAUCAGAUGCAUCGACGAAUACUACGUUUACGAGACGAAAGAAUACAAUGCAUAUAAAAAGGAAAGAUAUAAGAAUAUAAAAAAUUACAAAACAUUUGAAAAGAAGCAAUUUAAUUGUGCUAUAAAUGUGUUAAUCCAUGGGAGACCAAAUUCAAGAAAUUCGAAUGAUUACAAAAUAUGGAGUGCAGGAGCGAAUAUAAACAAACACGAAGCCAUGUUACAGAAAAAAUACAGCAAGUAUAUUAUUUAUACCCCAUUUGUUAGCCUUUCAAAUGUUGUAGGCUCAGAGGGGCUAUACACACAUCUUAAUUACGCUUAUAUUUUGUCAAAUAGAAUGGCCAUAACGUUUAAAAACAUGCUGGAAGAUGAUACCUGUUAUAAUUACGAUGUUUUUAUCCAUUCGCAUUGUUACGGUGCCAAUGUAGUUCGAUUAAUUUUUACUUUAGAUAAUGAAAUCUGGAAAUUGGUGGAUAAGUCUUUGUUAAAUAUUUCAUAUGAGAGGGAAGUGCUAGCCAUUCUGGAAGACAAUUUCAAACUAACACUAAAGGAUAUUAAUAUAAUUACGGACAAAAGCAACAUACAGUAUAGGAACGAUCCAUAUUUUAAAAUUGACAAAUAUUAUUUGUAUAAAUCAUUUCAAGCCGCAAAUAAUAAAAAAAACACAAAGGAUGAUUUUGACGACAUAUUUAAUGACCAUAAUGUCAAGUAUGACGUUCUUCCCCAGGUUAGCACUAGUGCUGACCAAGGGGCAGGAAGCAAAAGCUCCAUCGACAAAUUGGUGACUCAACCAGGAACGAGUGGAGCACUAGUGAAAGGCAAAGAAGAAGAUGAAGAAGAUGAUGAUGAAGAAAAAGAGAAUGAAUUCGAGAAUGAUGAAAUUGUUUUCUCCCUGAAACCAAGAAAAUGGUCUAAAAAAAGAAAAAAAGCAUCGAAUAGAUGUUUGAAAAGAUUACACACCUACUUGCUAAAUAAAAAAAUUAACUUGUUAAGUAUAUCCUCUACGGCACCUCCCCUUGUCGGUAUUGUAUCCAACAUGGAAGACAUACGAGUGGGUCAUCAGAAGUUAUUGAAGUACAGAUUUAUGUUACAAAAUGUGCCUUCCUUUUUGAGAUCUAAACUGUUAAAAACAAGGGAUGCACAAGAAUUAUUACAUGUGGUGAAUCCAGGAUUAUUAUGCCUACUAGCUGUACAUGAAAAGCUUAAUUACAAUUAUGAAAAGGAUAUAGGUUCUUUAAUCACUCAUUUUAAAAAUGUGAAUUAUUACUCCGAUUUGGACAAUGAUGAACUUAUGAGUUUACACACCAGCUUAGGGUUACAUUCCCAAAUGUACAUGAGGUCUCUAAGCUACUACAUUUUGAACUUUAGAAAUGAGUACCACCACCGCACAUUUAGUGUCCCAGUCCACUUAUCAGAUAUUAACGUUUCAAACAAUUAUGCAUUCUUUGAGUAUAUAAAGAAGAAUAAUGUUUGUUCCCAAAUUAAGUAUAGCGCGUUGGAAAGAUUCGUGUCCUAUUUGAAUGAAAUUAUAAAUUAUGAUCAAAAACCACAGCCCUAUAUUCCUCAUAGGCAAGUGUACAAGAAUCCUUUCUUGUCACACUACAUCAUACCAUUUGUGCAAGAAAAUAAUGUAUAUACUCCUCACUCUAUAUUGGGUACGGGUAGGACAGCGCUCUUGUUGUACUCCUAUGAUAUAUACAAACAUAUGGCGAUGAACGGAUUUACCGAAAGGAAUGUGAUCAAAAAUGACAUGAACUUUUUGUACGAUGCGGAGCCAUUUAUAUACUACAACUGGUUAACUUAUGUAGGAAAUCAAAAUUAUAUUGAUGAGGAUAAUUUUAUGAAGGACUUCCACGUAUACUCAGGUAAUAUAAAUAUGAACCUGAUACAAAAUUUGUUUAACAUGUUUGUGUCAACAUAUUAUGUAAAAUUUUUUAUAUUUAGUAAAAAUAACACUGCGGAUGUUUAUCGUAGUUUGCACAGAACUCUCAAUAACUUUUCCUUACCCAUUAAUAAAGUGGUUCUGAGGAGACAGAAAGAGAAAAAAAUUAACUUCCCUUUACUUAAUACUGCCCAAUUGGAUCACGAGGAAAAUGUCAUAUAUGAAUAUAUGUGCAGAUAUACCAACUUUUUAAAAACUUUUUCCAACCUCAAUUCCUUCCAAUACAUUACAAACGAAAUAUACAUUCUUAACCAUAAGACUUUUAAAAAGUACCAAAGUGAUCGUAUUGGGAAAUUAAAAAAUGAAAUAAAAAAGGUACAAGAUUUUAUUCAAGAAAACAAAACCUUCAGCGAUAUGAAACAUAAACUCAGUGCCAUGUACAACAUUGAAAAUACAGCUAUUAGCAACGAACGCGAACUUGAAGUGAACGAAGAAGUAGGAGACCUCACCACAUUUGAUUCCGCUAACGUUACACUUGUGGAAAGCAAUGAUGAUAGCGCAAGCAAUGACAGCAUUCAAGAUAUAGAAAAAGCGUAUGUUACCUAUCAUGGUAUCUAUCUAAACAUUAGACGUACCAUGACUCUUAAUGAAGCCUUUCGAUCCAUUUCCAUGUACAACAACAUCUACGAAAAUAAACAGUAUGUGGAAUUUGUAAUUAAAGGAUCAGCGUAUAAUGAUGUGGAAGACUAUUUGAACAACCUGGACGAUGUAAACACCUGUCUGUUUGAGAAAAACGAAGAUAUCGAACUUAGCUUUAUUGCAAAAUUUUGCAAUUACGAUCAACAGGCCUAUUUCCGUAUAAAGAAAUUAUAUACCUCGAGAAAUGUAUACAGUUUGAGAUCCUUAAACCUCUGUAACUACCCAAAAUAUAGAUACCUCAAAUUAUGUGAAAAUGUGGACCUCCUCAAAAGGUUUUUCCAGAGCGAUUUAAAUGUUACUCUGUCCACAAUACACGAACGAGAGAAAAAAAGAAUGAUUGACAUGAGGGAUGCAAUCGAAAAAGAAAUAAACGACACGGAUAUACUCUCCAUUAGUAAUGAUUCUCUGGCGGCUGUUUUUCAUGAUAAAAAUGAAGACAUUAGCACCUUUAAAAUUAAUGCGUGCUUUAUCAUUCCAGAGAAACCCCUUAUUCAAAAUUUGUUUUCCAAUGAGCAGCAUGUGCAAUCUACAACAGAGAGCGCAGAAAUGGAAACUGUGGAAAAUGUGGGCGAUGACCGAGUAAGUGACAACCCUAAUGAUCUUAUGGCCAUGAAUGAGAGUCCUAGCAGCAUGGACACCAGCUUCAGUAACUUGGAUCGAGAUCCAGAUAGCACGUCCAGUACCGAUAGCCUUGAUAGCAUAGACAGCUACCACGUUGUUGGCAGUGAAGACGUCGUUGAAGCAGGGUACGAACUGGAGCGGGAGUUGGGCCUGGAUGACCAGACGGAAAUGAGCUUUGAUAGUGAAAGCGGAACGAACAAGGAAGGCGGAAAUGAAAGCGAAAUGAAGGAAAAGGAGAAGAGGGCAAGGCAACAGAAGGCAAGAGAGAAGAAGGAAAAACGCAAAAAGGAAAAGGAGAAAAAGGAAAUGGAGAAAAAAGAAAAGGAGAAAAAUGAGAACAGUUCGGCCCACAGUAGUACCGCACAAAAUCGCAGCAGCGAUAACGUCUUCUGCACAGAAGUGACGCUGCCAGUGCAGCUCAGAAGGGACACCUUAAAAAGCGCCCACGACAUCUACAUGCGGGCCAUUAGAAGCAUCAUGAAGAAUAAGAACUUCAGAAGCGCCUUCAACAUAAAUGAUGGGGAUGAACCCUACGAGUCUUUCAUUUACUUCUUUGACAAAUUCGCCUACGUCUACAACAAAAAAAAUAGCUAUGCGCGUACAGGUGACGUAAAGACGUUUAAUACUCCUCAAAAUAUUAAGUGGAACUACUUCUACUAUUUGUUAAAGUAUGGCUCGGGAACCAAGUACAACAAUGAAGUCUUUUUGCAAAACUUCUUCUAUGGCAAGAAAACAAAUCUGGUGAAACCACAGAAGGAUAAUAUUCUAAAGGAGUUCUUAGCCAACUUCACCGUCUUCUUUUAUCUCUUCAAGUUGGAUUAA
Plasmodium fragile is the source of this 4218-nucleotide messenger RNA. RefSeq lists its product as uncharacterized. The coding region runs from base 1 to 4218 and encodes 1405 amino acids. NCBI's taxonomy places the organism in Eukaryota, Apicomplexa, Aconoidasida, Haemosporida, Plasmodiidae. The record is from RefSeq and is a predicted model, not a curated record. The transcript is spliced from 2 exons.